AUGAGCCUGGAACGGGGACAACCAGUGUUCAAGUCCUUUCUCUGCUAUGGGAAUCUUCAAGAAUCCCCUCAGUGCCCACGCUGGCAUGGGGUCGUUCUGAAGGUCGGGUGCGCCGGGGUCAUCGUCCUGCUGGUGAUGGUAGCCGUGCUGAGUGCUUGGGUUUUUCAGGGCUUCUCAAAUAAAGCGGAGGAAGGAUCAGCCUUGAAGAGCGAUGGUGUCACUCAGAGAACCGGAAGUGGAGGAGAACGCAACGCCAGCCUGGAGGACUUAUUUUCUCGUCUAAAGCAGAGUCUGUGCGAUCCGGCCGAGAUAAGCUCAGCAGAUGGCUCCGGGUGCAAAGUCUGCCCCCGGGACUGGCUGCCCCACAGGGACAAAUGCUAUUGGGUCUCUAAAGAGAGUAAGUUCUGGAGUGAGAGCUUUAAAGACUGUGAAAUGAGGACGUCUCAAAUGCUGGUGAUCCAGGACAGGGAGGAGAUGGAGUUGAUACAGAACAUUACUCAAGGGACGAGCCUUGUUUGGAUUGGACUCACCAUUAAAUCACCAGAGAAGAAAUGGACCUGGGUGGACACUUCCCCAUUAGAUCAAAGUCUGUUCCCAGUAACUGGCUCUGCUGAAGGAAACAGCUGUGGGAUGAUCAGAAGGAAUCGGAUUAAUUCUGAAUCUUGCAACACUGAAUUCAAGUGGAUUUGUCAGAUGGGAGCCAUCCUGCUAUAAACCUGGUGGUCCGUUCUUGGAAAAAAUGAAAGCUUUGUAUUUUAGUCUAUGGGCAGUGAUGAGUUUUAUGAGUUGGAGUUAUACAUUUGAGAGAGAGAAGGUGGGUGAGGUAAUAUCUUUUACUGGACCAAUUUCUGUUGGUGAAAGGUCUUCUUCAUCCUCAAUGAAAAUUUUGGUGAAAUUAAUCUGUUCCAGCAAAACAUUUUAAAUUUUGUCAAAUCAGCAUUUUCUGGGGGAAAACUCCAGUGAGUGGUAGACUAAGAGGUUACUCCAGGAAAAGCAACCAGGGAGUCAAUGCUCUGUAACAGAGCAAAGACGCACCUAAAGGUAGGCCAAAGGGGACUGAGAACUGAGCCCAGAAGGUGGGCUAAAGAGGAGCCCAAAAGGAGCAGAAGAACCUUUCGUUGGCUUGAACUUUUGUUACUCAGGAAGGGGUUAAAUUUGUGUAGUGACUUCGCUGCAAGACGGAAUGAAAUUGCCAACAGAGACCCCGUGCAGAAGGCCAAGACGACUUGCCUCAGAGGUGGAAACUGACUCUGAGGCAGGGUUCAC
Messenger RNA from Terrapene triunguis (Three-toed box turtle), 1266 nucleotides. RefSeq names its product killer cell lectin-like receptor subfamily B member 1. NCBI's taxonomy places the organism in Eukaryota, Metazoa, Chordata, Testudines, Emydidae. The coding region runs from base 1 to 714 and encodes 237 amino acids. The transcript has 6 exons. The record is from RefSeq and is a predicted model, not a curated record.